Molecule: messenger RNA, 844 nt
Organism: Oppiella nova
Lineage: Eukaryota; Metazoa; Arthropoda; Arachnida; Sarcoptiformes; Oppiidae
Source: the annotation of a GenBank genome assembly
AUAAAUAUCAUUGUCUUUCGAUACUUGGAUCAAAAUGACUAAACUUUUAAGUUUACUGAAAGUUGUUUGCAUUGUAGCGGCGAUCGGUUCGACUCAAUCGGCCGAUCAAUGCUUGAACUUUCCGUCGGGAAUCCAGCGUAUGGUCAGAGAGAGCACUCGUAUCACGGCCGAUCAAUGCUUGAACUUUCCGUCGGGAAUCCAGCGUAUGGUCAGAGGUAUUGAUGUGACAAAACUGGAUUUGUCUCCACAAGACUUGGCUCAGUCUAAUGGCUUUCAGAGAGCACUCGUAUCAUUGACUUGCAUUCAGGGCAAGAAAUGGCAGCACCCCUUCGACCCAACCCUUGUCUUUGACAUUCCCGAUCAGGUCGACACCAUUAACACCCUUCCCGGAGGUGUUCUCAACACAAAGGCAACUCUGAUUGAAACCAUUGAAGACUUUAAAAAGUCGAAGGGAUUUGAUUUGGGUCUCGAUGUAGAUACUGUGUCUUAUGGUGCAUACGGUGUGAGCGGUUCCUUUAAACAGGCACAGGAAGACCUGGUUAACUCUACCAAAUCAAUAGUUGAGGUGUCUGCAUUUGUUUCGGCCAUUCGUGUCGAUAUGAGCCCAUACUAUGAGAUCACACCAAACAAAGAGUUUCAAGACUUUGUCGAAAAACAAUUGCCCGAAACUAUAGCCGCAAACCCCGCCAAAUACCAGGAGUUUGUCGAUACGUUUGGCACCCAUUACUUUGACAGCGCUUUCUUCGGCGGAUUUGUUCAGCAGUCGAUUGAAUUGUCAUCAAAUCUGAACCUAAAGAUGUCUGAGAAGGACAUCAAAGAUCAACGACAUGUGACCCUUAAUUAA